GGCGCCAUGUUUUGGAAGUUUGACCUGCACACGAGCUCGCACCUGGACACGCUGCUGGAGCGGGAGGACCUGAGCCUGCCCGAGCUGCUGGACGAGGAGGACGUGCUGCAGGAGUGCAAGGUCGUCAACCGCAAGCUGCUGGACUUCCUGCUGCAGCCGCCGCACCUGCAGGCCAUGGUGGCCUGGGUCACCCAGGAGCCGCCGGCCAGCGGCGAGGAGCGGCUGCGCUACAAGUACCCCAGUGUGGCCUGCGAGAUCCUGACCUCGGAUGUGCCCCAAAUCAAUGACGCCCUGGGCGCCGACGAGUCCCUGCUGAACCGGCUCUACGGCUUCCUGCAGAGCAGCGGCUGCCUCAACCCGCUGCUGGCCAGCUUCUUCAGCAAGGUCAUGGGCAUCCUCAUCAACCGCAAGACGGACCAGCUCGUGUCCUUCCUGCGGAAGAAGGACGACUUCGUGGAUCUGCUGCUGCAGCACAUCGGCACCUCGGCCAUCAUGGACCUGCUGCUGCGGCUCCUCACCUGCGUGGAGCGGCCCCAGCUGAGGCAGGAAGUGGUCAACUGGCUCAACGAGGAGAAGAUUGUCCAGCGGCUCAUCGAGCAGAUCCACCCAUCAAAGGAUGACAAUCAACAUUCCAACGCGUCCCAGUCCCUAUGCGACAUCAUCCGCCUGAGUCGGGAGCAGGUGAUCCAAGUCCAGGACAGCUCGGAGCCCGACCAGCUGUUGGCCACCCUGGAGAAGCAGGAGACGAUCGAGCAGCUCCUGAGCAACAUGCUGGAGGGGCAGCUGAACCCGUCCGUGCUUGUCAGCGGGGUCCAGGUGCUGCUGACGCUGCUGGAGCCCAGGCGGCCACGGUCCGAGUCUGUGAUCGUGAACAACUUCUUCAGCAGCGUGGACGGGCAGCUGGAGCUGCUGGGCCAGGCGACCCUGGACAGCUCCGUGUCCAGCAUGGGCGCCCUGCACGCCCUGCGCCCUCGGCUCACCCACUUCCACCAGCUCCUGUUCGAGCCACUGGAGCUGGAGCCACUGCAUACGACGUGGGGCAUCCUGGCCCCGCCUCUGGGCAACACACGGCUGCACGUGGUCAAGCUGCUGGCCAGCGCCCUGAGCGCCAACGACGCAGCCCUGACCCAGGAGCUCCUGGCACUGGACGUGCCCAACACCAUGCUGGACCUCUUCUUCCACUACGUGUUCAACAACUUCCUGCACACGCAAGUGGAGGUGUGUGUGAGCACCAUGCUGAGCGCCGGGCCCCCUGCCGACAGCAGCCUCGAGACACCCGCCCCCAACCUCGGCGUGAAACACGUGAGCUGGGGCUUGGUGAGGGGCUCCCCAGUGGAGGCGGGGCGGGCGGGGGGAGGGGGAGGCCGAGGGCUGCCUCACGUCCUUGUCCCCUCCUGCCGAGCAGAGAUGUCGGCUGAGCAGCAGGAGCAGUGGGAGGCCUUCGUGUCGGGACCCUUGGCCGAGACCAACAAGAAGAACAUGGUGGACCUGGUGAACACCCACCACCUGCAUUCCUCCAGCGACGACGAGGACGACCGGCUCAAGGAGUUCAACUUUCCCGAGGAGGCCGUGCUGCAGCAGGCCUUCAUGGAUUUCCAGAUGCAGCGCAUGACCUCGGCCUUCAUCGACCACUUCGGCUUCAACGACGAGGAGUUUGGGGAGCAGGAGGAAAGUGUGAACGCACCUUUCGACAAGACGGCCAACAUCACCUUUUCCCUCAACGCCGACGAUGAGAACCCCAACACCAACCUGCUGGAGAUUUGCUACAAGGACCGGAUCCAGCAAUUUGAUGACGACGAGGAGGAGGAGGGCCAGGGCUCUGGGGAGUCCGAUGGGGAGGACGGCGCCUGGCAGGGCAGCCAGCUGGCCAGGGGAGCCUGCCUGGGCCAGCCCCCAGGUGUGCGGAGUGGAGGCAGCACAGAUAGCGAGGACGAGGAGGAGGAGGACGAGGAGGAGGACGGCGAGGAGGACGGCCAGAGGGCCCAAGAUGGGGCCGGACCCCCCUCUUACCCCAGCCCUGGCCCCCAGCCUCCCAGCCCCAGCUGGGCAGCCGCCUUUGACCCAGUGCCUACAGACACCCCGACCGGCCCCCAAGACUCUGGGGAGAAGGAGCCGCGCUCUGGGCCCCCUGCCCCUCCCGGCCUGGCACCCGCUGCUCAGGCUGCGCCUCUGUCUUCCCCAGCCCCCUGCCAGGCCUUGGUCAGCGUCAGGGACCUCCAGGCCGCCCUCCGAAGGACAAACUCCACCCCCUGCCCCUUGGACAGUGCAACCAGAGACCCUGCUACCUCUGUCCCAGCCCUUGGGGCCCCCCAUCCCCCCCAGACCAUGGAGAGGGAGAAAAGCCCAGAGCCCAUGGGGCUCCCACAGAACCAGAGUGCCCAGGCCCUGCAGCUGCCUCCAGUGCCCAACGGCUCUGCCCAGGGAGGGCCGGCCUCCCCAGGCUCCCAGUGA
Molecule: messenger RNA, 2451 nt
Organism: Myotis brandtii (Brandt's bat)
Lineage: Eukaryota; Metazoa; Chordata; Mammalia; Chiroptera; Vespertilionidae
Gene: PPP6R1
Product: protein phosphatase 6, regulatory subunit 1
Exons: 19
Coding region: 7-2451 (814 amino acids)
Cellular component (GO): cytosol; nucleus
Molecular function (GO): protein phosphatase regulator activity; protein phosphatase binding
Source: RefSeq, a predicted model, not a curated record